ACUCUGAAUACAUGCAUAUACUGUACAAAAAAAUUUGCAGUUCUAUAUACACUUCUAUAUACACUUCUAUAUACACUUCUAUAUACACUUCCAUAUACACUGCUAUUGCGCUGCAGUUUGUUUGAUCAACAUCUCACUUCCUUUCUGAUUAUAAAUAGUGGGGGUAACAACAUUUCCUGAUAUAUACAGUUCAGUUUAAGACUGUACUGUGAGGCACAGGUUAGGACAUGGGGAAAAAAGGUAAUUAUCCAACAGUAAACAUCUGAAACUUUUAUUAUUGUAAAUAAAUAUUUUUGAUCUUUUAAAUAUGACAUGUGAUCAGCAUCGUAAACGACAAUUUUCAAUCGUUAGGACCAAGAACAGAGGAUGGCGAAUAUGUGAAUAUGCAGAACUCGCGUCCAAAGCACAAAACAACCCCAGAUAUCUCCGGCCGCACUGAGUUGAAAACACGAAAGACCUUUAUAUCUGCUCUUGGUCUCCUCCUAAUGCUUGGUGCUUUAUCAACACUCUGUGCUGUAGGAAUCUUGUAUCACAAUAAAGUGGUUUCAUAUGAGAUAUUAAGUAAACAGUAUGCUAAUUUUACAGCUACACUGAUCACGCAAGAAAAGAAAGCCAAGGAGACAGAAAGACUGUAUGAAGCGCUGAAGAGUCGAGAUUACUGUGUGGGGAAAGGAGGCCACCUGGUGAUUAUAACCAGCCAAACUGAACAGGAUUUUGGAUCUUCGCAAAUUGGAGAAACACACUGGAUUGGCCUGAAUGACUUGGAGACUGAGGGAAAGUGGAUGUGGGUGAACAACCAGCCCUUAAAGGAGACGGAUGUAAUGUUCUGGUAUAGCGGUCCAGGAGAACACAGUGAGCCUGACAACUGGAAAAGAGAGGACCCUUCAGGAGAGAACUGUGCUGCUCUGGGGGAUGCACGUGGUAACAUACAUAAAUGGUUUGAUGCGUCUUGUAAAAAGAUUUUUUAAAAAGUGUAUCUUUCUAAAAUGAAAUGCUUUUUAUUUGCAUUUGUGCCUGAAAAUAUUUGUGUUUUCAAGAAAGUAGGAUAAUUUUAGCUUGAUGAGUCUGAACAUUUGAUAUUGUAAAACAGCUAACAUUAAAUUUACCUGUAGUGUGAUUAUUAAACAUGUUCACAUUCAGCUUUAAAUCUAAAUACAAGAUAGCUGUGUGCUUUUUUUAUCAGAAGAAUCAUGUACCUCUUUUACAGAAUCCAUUACGUUUCAUUUUCUUCCACGUUGUAAAAUAUCAUUGUAUUUUUAGCUUGUCUUAACCUCUAGAUCAAUAGAACAUGGUGUGAGAUCAUGUCUGUAGUUUUUCUCCUGCUGUAUUGUGGAAGUCUCUCAAAUUGUGCUGAAGGGAUGAACAGUAACUUUCUUUCAAAAGUUAUUCUCUCAGUUGGAAACCUCCAGAGCGUAAUAACAGAGCAGCAGAUUUUUCCUUUAAUUUUACACCCAUCUCUACACAGUAUACUUAUGAAUGAAGUGUGUCUAUUUUAACUAGAUGUAAUGUUA
This is a messenger RNA of Ictalurus furcatus (blue catfish), 1511 nucleotides long. Its product is annotated as C-type lectin domain family 4 member F-like. The transcript has 7 exons. Gene Ontology annotation, cellular component: external side of plasma membrane. The record is from RefSeq and is a predicted model, not a curated record. Gene Ontology annotation, biological process: immune response; biological process involved in interspecies interaction between organisms. Lineage: Eukaryota; Metazoa; Chordata; Actinopteri; Siluriformes; Ictaluridae. Gene Ontology annotation, molecular function: carbohydrate binding. The coding region runs from base 384 to 968 and encodes 194 amino acids.